AUGAGCAUGUCUAGCGGAAGCUCCGAGGUGGAGUCUGUGGGGGUCAUGUCGGAACCCGCGCUUCCCCCCAUCCGCGACCUGUCCCCCCUCUCGGCUCGGCGCGCGCUGUCCACGUGUUCGUCCUCCGCCUUCCGCACUUACAUCACGGCGCGCUUCCAGGACGCGCAGUCGCUGGGGCUCAACAGAGCGCCGCCGCCCGCGGAGCAUUUGCUGCCCUCCGCCGCGAGCGACGCCAGCGGAAGCGGAGGCGGAGGCGGGAGCGCAGGCGGAACGGCGCAGCUGCUUCCCCGCCUCGUGAUGUCCCGCGCGGGUGCGCAAGAGGGGUCGCGGGAGGAUGGCGCGCGGAGGCUUUCGCUGGACGUGUACGCGUCUAGGAGACAGGCCGCAGAAGGCGCCGGUGACAGCGCCAAUCGCGGCGGCGGUGGCGGUGACGGGAAGGUAGGCGCGAUGGGGCUACGAGACGACGAGCUGUCCGCAAAGGCCGGUCGCUUCACGGGGCACAUGGCGGCGAUUCGGCGCCUGCAGGGCGUGCGGCGGGCCGACCUGGUGGCGGCGCUGCUGUCGGAUAGCAACUGGCCUGCAGGCCUCGCCAUGGACGACCGAGUGAAGCUGGAUCAAUUCGCUGCUCUCUUCCCCUCCCACUCCUACCGCAACUCCCGCUCCUCCCACCCCUCCUCCUCCUCCGCCUCCGCGUCUCUCUCCGCGUCGCUCGUCGCCGGCGUGCCCGUCUUCGCCGUCACCCCUGCCGCGCAAUGCGGCGGGAACGGCAGGUGGGACAAGUUUUCCAACGAGUCGUGUCUGCUGAGCUACUACGCCUUCCUGCAGAUGCUCUUUCUCGACGUCUUCUGGGCGUCGCUCGCCGCCAUCGCCGCCGCCGCCGCCGGGAACGACGCCGCUUUGAGCGACGCCUGGGACGGCGACACGGCUCGCGAACGGCCCGGCACUCCGCGCGACGACAGCUGGCGCAGCCCCACGGCUGCGCCUGGGACACCGAGAGCCCGCGCCACGCCGCGCUCUCCGGCCUUCCCGCCGGCGAGCCCGCGCUCCUCGCACGACCCGUUCCCGGCGUCGCCCAAGCUCUCGCCUUCCGCCGCCGCUUCCGCCGCCGGCCUCGCUCCCAGCGGCCCGGCGCUGCAGCGCUCCGCGGUGCUUGUCCCCCGCAGCAGCUGCCUGGGCAGCCUGGCGAACGCGGCGCCGGGGGAGGGCGAGCGCAACCGGCGGCAGCAGCUGGCGCGGCGCUGGGUGGCCAUGUGUCCGCCGGGGAGCGACGCGGUGGAGGAGGUGGUGGAGAUCGUGUCGCGCGUCAUCACGCGCCUGCGCGCCGAUAUCGUCCUGGAGGCUGCUGCGGCCGCCGCCAACGGCGACGCCAGCGGCGGCAGCGGCGGCGGUCCGGGCUGGCGCGGAGGCGACGACGCGCAGCGGUGGGAGGAGCGGGAGACGGAGGCGGUGCGGCAGAUUCAUAAGCUGGGAUGCGAAGACGUGGAUCGACUGCUGUGGGGCCUGGAACUGGGUCGCUCGAGCCGCGACGGCCAACGCAAAAGCCAUGACUCGCAGGAAGUGCCCAAAGAGGCUUCCAAGGUCGCUGCGCGUAUAGUGAGCGUGCUUAUAGAGGGAGCGAAUGGCGGCCGGGGUGUGCAGGCGGGCGCGGGGGGAGCGGAGGGGACGGGUGCUUCUGCCUCCGGUUCCGCCUCCGCUGCUGCUGGCGGGGGGAAGGCUGGGUGCGUGGGGGAAGGGCUGCGGGGAACCCUGCCUCCCCCGCCCGCGCGUGCGGCGGGGAGCCUUGCGCGGAACCCGUCGCAAGGGGAUCUCAAGACGUCGUCUUUCUUCGCACUCGCCAUAGGGGCGGAAAGGAUGGGAGAGAAUGUGGCGCGCUUGAGCAGCGGUCGUUUGAGAGACGAGAAGCGGGAGACGGAGCGAGAGGCGCGGAAAGAGGCGGAGCGGGAGGAGCUGCAGCGGCGGCAGCAGCAGUGGCGGAAAGGCGACGACCCCGCGGCGCUCAGCGCGGAUACAUCCAGGCGCUUCGAGAAGACGCUGUUCGGCGGUGGAGGGGAUGGCGGAGCAGGAGGAGGGGAAGGUGGAGCGGGAGGAGCGGGGAUGUCGCGCCUGCGCUCCCUUUCCCCACUGCGCUCCACCUCCCCCCAUCGUCCCCUUUCUCCCGUGUCCCCGUAUCGCGCCGCGCUUACGGCUGCGCCUAUGUCUCCCUAUCGAGCGCCAGAGGCGGCGCUUCCCCCUGCGCCAAUGACGCCGCGCUCGCCCGUGCUUGGCGGAGACUCGAGCGCGCGGACUGCGGACGGCGGAAGGUCGGGGAGAGAGCAGCGGUGGCAGGAAAUGGCACAGAAGGAGAUGAAUCAAAUCUCCCCGGGAAGGUUCCCGCCAGUAUCGCCCCGCGCCGUACCCCCGGGCUCGCCUUACCAGCAACCCUCCGCUGCCUUACAAUCGCCGCGCGCUGCGCCCAUGUCCCCUCACGCCAACCGCUUCUCCUCCCCGCAUGAGCCCGUCUCCCCGCGCGCGCCAAUGUCCCCGCUUCCGCCCAACUCCCCUUACAUGGUGACUUCCCCGCUUGCCUCCGCCCCCCCGUCCCCAUACGCGCCAAUGUCCCCUUACGCUGGCGCUGCGCGCGGAGGAGUUUCCCCCGCUUCACCCGCCACCACUACACCAGUUCCUAACCUAGCUCCGCUCAAGCUACCACCUGGAAGGUCGAUGGCGCAGCAGCAGCAGCAGCAGCCGAAUAGCCCAUUAGCGGCAGAAGCCAAGCCCAACCCUUGGGAAGCCCAGAAACCACCUGCAAUGACCAUGCCUGAACCACGCACACCCACUGCCGCUGCUGCUUCUGCUGGCGGUGCUGGUGCUGCGCCGUCCAGCCCUGUCCCACGGUACUAUAAACCCGGCGCCUCUCCCAGGUACCCAAGUGCCAGCGCCCCUCGUGAUGCGGGUGUAGGUGGCGGGUACAGGAGCCCGGCCAAUGCGCCGGCUCCUGCUCUGUCCCCAUACCAGCGCAGCGUGUCACCGGUCCCGGGGGCAGCAGCAGCAGCAGGAGGAGGAGCCGUGCCGAUGUCACCUCGGCCCAGCGACAGCAACAAGAGCAGCUCUCUCUACCGGAGCUCGCCCACCCGGCACGAGAGGUUCAAGAUGCUUUACCAGAAACAGAAGCAGCAAAGGCCUGGAAGAGGAGAGAAGGCCGCUGCCAGACCGUCUCCCAGGUACACUCCAUCCCAGCUUCCUCAACCGCCCCAGCAGCAGAUGCCUGCUCGGCAGGACACCAUUCCUCGCUGUGUAACACCCCCUGGAGAAACCCCAGCCAAGUUGAACAGCUUCCAGCCGUCUCCACUGCUCCUGCCUACUGCACCGGCCCCUCGCUCUCCAUCCCCGCAGUAUGCAUCUCCUGCCGCCCUUUCUGCUGCGCUUAAGUCGCCUCAGUCCAGGAGAUUCCAGGAGCCGUCUGUUCAGGCUCCUGCAUCUCCACUCCGCCCAGCAGCUCCAAACCUGCCAGAAUUUGAACCGCUGGAUGCACUGAGCUCCCCGCAGGACAUGCUUCUCCCGCCGCCUGUAUCACCAUUUCAAAAGGGACGCCACGCAGACGUCCGUGACGUUUCUCCUCCUCGAGGUUCCUUGCUGCCCUCAACUCCUCGCAAACACGUUGAGGAAUUUGGUAAUGGAGGAGGAGCGGGUGAAGCGAAGCAGUUGAACGCAUACUCGGCACGCAGAGCUCCUGCCUCUCCUCUGCAAGGUGCUUCUUCUGGGUGGAACAACACUGACCCCCAAUCAGGCAAAGAAUCUUUUUGGGAUGCAGCCGACAAGGGUGGGGAAGGCAGCCGGACUGCAUCGAGAGUGGAAGCUGACACACAUGCAGGCAGGUCAUCGCCACUGCGGAGCUCCCGAAGCUGGCGCCAGCUUGUUCCGACUCUUGGGAAGAUCCGAGGGGUGUCACCACGGCGAUUGGCUGAUCCUGAUGAGAUCCCGCCUGUUCAGCCAGAUGUGAAAUUCCAGCAGGUGCAGCAGUGGCUGUGGAGCCAGCCGGACAACCCUGGUGAAGACGAGGAGGAGGACCACUGGAGAGCACAGGAAAGGGCAGCUGAGACCUCUGAGGCUUCUCAAACUUCACCUGGAGAACAGCCCGAAGACUUCAUGGAAUGUGCAUGCUUAAUCUGA
Molecule: messenger RNA, 4149 nt
Organism: Closterium sp. Naga37s-1
Lineage: Eukaryota; Viridiplantae; Streptophyta; Zygnematophyceae; Desmidiales; Closteriaceae
Source: the annotation of a GenBank genome assembly